CUGUCGAGUGGUAUGGGAAACGUGUGGUCGGGUCGAGGGAAUGGAGGGGUGGAGGAGGUGGAGGCGUUGGGUUGGAACGCCUACUGCUAUCCCCCCAAAAGUGGCCAAUACUUCAGCACUCACUUCAUUAUGGGUGGCGAGAGGUUCGAGACGUGCGCUCCCGAGGCCUACCUCUUCGGCGAGAACAUGGACCUCAACUUCUUGGGCAGUCAUCCCACGCCAUUCCCCUACUCCGCGCCAUUACCUCAAGAGCCCACCCGUACUCUGAGGGCACUCAUCAACAUUCGCAAAGAGUCACUCCGAUUGGUCCGCAUUGUGGCCAACAGUGGCUCCGAUGGCGUGUCCACUGGUGUGCCCACUGGCGAGGAAGUGGUGGACGCGACCAGUGGUGAGCCGACCCUCACGAGUGAGUCGCCCAAAGAGCCGAUUGUCUAUAGCGUGGAGUUUGCGUUCGACGCGGACGUGAAGUGUGCCAUAACUGUCCACUACUUGUGCUCCGAACAGAUGACACCCAAUGGUCUCAUAUACACGUCGAGGGAACCGAACCUCAGUUCACAGACCUAUCACUUCAAGAGAGGUCCGAACCAACUGUUCAGCCAAUCGUCGCAUGUCUUCAAUCCAUCGCUUUUCUCAGACGAAGAGCUCAUGUAUCGGUCGGUCGACGAAAAGGGAGACUUCGAUAGCAGUGCUCUUCUGCCGGUUGUCAUCCAUUGCGUGGCAGAGGAGGGCGAAGACCCCCGACAGUCACACUCUCUGAUCGCUGUCGUGGAGCGUAACCACGAAAAUACUCAUUCAAUGAAACCAUUGAAGCAAAAGCUGUUUGUCGACGGAUUGACGUAUUUAUUGCAAGAGAUCUAUGGCAUCGAAAACAAGAACGCGUUGACCACUAAAGGUGACGCCUCUAUGUCCGGCCCCACAGACAACGACUUGGAGGACAACUCCAGCGAAUGUGUCAUCUGUAUGAGUGAUCCGAGAGAUACUCUCAUUCUUCCGUGUCGUCAUCUGUGUCUCUGCAACGGUUGCGCCGAUUCAUUGCGAUAUCAGGCAAACAACUGUCCCAUAUGUAGGGCCCCUUUCCGGGCGUUACUGCAACUCAAAGCCGUGCGAAAGACAUUUGUGACCAACACAGGCAUCGGUGCUAAUGCCAGUCCUGUCGUCAAUCACCACCAAUUGAUGUCCUCAAACAGUUCUACCGAUUUGGUAGACAUACCUCCCGGUUAUGAACCCAUUUCCCUGAUAGAGGCACUCAAUGGUCCGAACCCUCACUCCAAUGGUUUGUCUCCCUUUCGAACGAAUUCUAAUGAAACCGAAACUCCGAUUAAUGUCAGGAAAUACCACAAAAACGAUCAAAAAUCCAAAAAAAUAAAUCAAAUAAAUAACACUAAUGUUGGACCGGAAGUGCUGUCAGAUUCUGUCACUGUUAUCACGAGAGCGCCUAUAGUGCGCUCCCGUCUGAACGCAUCGGAUAGUCCCUCCACUCCGGAAGUGGUUGUCUCGGGAAUACCCGUCUCUCCGACCAAAGACAAUGCAGACAACGAAUUAAACAUUGAUAUCAAUAAUGAGUCCAAAGAGCGAGAGCUGUGGCGCCGCUCUUUAGUCAAGAACUCGAAGCCAAUGAAACCCGUGGCCGACGAUAGCGGAAGCGCUUCCUCUUCUGCGUCAUCGACCGGAACGACAGAGAAUAUCGCACUUCAGGAAAGAAUACGACUCUUGGCUCACGACAAGUGCGAAGACGAAUGCGAUUAUAUGAUAGACAGAGAGGAAAGGGAGGACAGACACCACAAACUGAACGAAGAGGAGACGGAAAUGCAAUCAUUUCGAGUCAACCAAAUCACGUCACGGAGAGACAACUUCCUGAGAGGCCCUCUAAGCUCAGGGCAGAGAUAA
Messenger RNA from Oppiella nova, 1887 nucleotides. Lineage: Eukaryota; Metazoa; Arthropoda; Arachnida; Sarcoptiformes; Oppiidae. The record is from the annotation of a GenBank genome assembly.